UUAAAAAACUAAAUACCUAGUUAAAUAUCUAAUAUGUUUAUUUUUGUUAUCAAACUUUAAAUAAAAUUAAAUGGAAAUAAUUUUUUUUAAAUUAUUUCGUUCUUUUUUACAAAAGAUUUACAUUUAGAAAUAAACAUUUAUACUAAAUUUUUAUAAAAUUUAACAAUCACAAUUGUUUAUGCAGGAAUAAACCUAAAAGCACUGUUAUAAAUAAUUGAUCUUACAGUUAUAAUUUUCAAGUUUUUUUUUUCUUAAUUUUCAACAUGAGCUUGAAUACCUUUCGGUUCUCUUCAGACAGUGAGUUUGAGGAGGAUGAGACUGAGGGUAUAAUUUUGACAGGGAAGAAAAGGCUCUUUUCUAAAGAACUACGCUGCAUGAUGUACGGGUUCGGGGACGAUCAGAACCCUUACACCGAGAGCGUCGACUUGCUUGAAGAUUUGGUAAUCGAGUACAUCACUGACCUGACACACCAGGCGAUGGAGAUCGGCCGUACGGGCAGAGUUCAAGUCGAAGACAUAAUCUUCUUAGUAAGGAAAGACCAGAGGAAAUACGCCAGGGUCAAAGAUUUGCUUACAAUGAACGAACAGUUGAAGAAAGCGAGAAAGGCCUUCGACGAAGUGAAAUACGCCGUGCCUUGAUUCAAUUUUUUUUUAUUGUAUUUUUCUGUAUAAAUAAAUAUCUAUGUAAAUCAAGAUUUUGAAAGCCA
Messenger RNA from Cimex lectularius (bed bug), 706 nucleotides. It is a transcript of the gene Taf13, whose product is annotated as transcription initiation factor TFIID subunit 13. The record is from RefSeq and is a predicted model, not a curated record. Gene Ontology annotation, cellular component: transcription factor TFIID complex. NCBI's taxonomy places the organism in Eukaryota, Metazoa, Arthropoda, Insecta, Hemiptera, Cimicidae. Gene Ontology annotation, molecular function: protein heterodimerization activity. The transcript is spliced from 3 exons. Gene Ontology annotation, biological process: transcription by RNA polymerase II. The coding region runs from base 264 to 638 and encodes 124 amino acids.